AUGAUGGUUAUGUAUUUGCAAAUGUUUAGAAAUUUUGCUACAGGCCUUUUCGGUUUUUCCAGGAUUUUUUCGAGCGGGAUUACUCCUGGACUCGUGGGGAUGUGCACAGCACAGCCACCUAUAUCUUCCGUAGCUGGAUCCGGUAACGAAGACACAGCAGGCCUGGUGAGUAGUGUGAAUGCUGCUCCCAGUAAUGCAGAUAUAGACUCCCCUGCAAAUCCGGAUAUGGCGAUUGCUGAAGGAAGUGGCAACGUAGACCGGGAAAGCGAGGAUUGGACAGAUGGUGCUCACCAAGAUAAUGCAGAAAAUGAAAUCUGUAUGUCGCGAGCAGCAAAACUUGCGCCCUCUGGAUAUGCAGAUUGUUUGCACCGUGGAAUUUUGGCACUGGCGAGUAAUACCCUCUUCCUGCGAAAUUGCUGCAAUCACUUCAUUGAUUUUCACGAUAUACCGGCAAACCUUCUUGCAGAAAUAAAGGAUGAAAACUUUGUUUACGAGAGGAUGUCUAACAGAGAGUUGUGUAGUUCGAUUUUGGAUGACAUUGAAGAAGCUCGCCGUUACAUCAAUGAGUUCCAAAGGUCUAUUGCGACUAAUUUCAGUUUUCAACCCUUGAAAGAUGUCGUCCCUCAAGAUGUUUUAAAUUUAGAACCGCUUUUUUCUUUCAUCACCGAGUGCCACGUCGCACCAAGUAAGCAGGCGAUAAGUCAAGUUUUAAGUGAAUUUGAAGCGGAAGCGGAAACUACCCACAUUAAAGCGAUAGAUGAGUCGUAUCCUAAGAUGUUACUGCUUUAUUUGAGUUAUGUCGAGCGUUAUGUCAAGGAGCUGAGCGAUAAAGCAAGAGAGUUGUGGAAUAAUCAGGAUUUCGUGAAAAUAUUGCCAGAAGUGGUAAAGAAAAGUGAUAGUGGCAAAGCAAAAGGACAAACAAGCCAUAAGAUGUCCAAAAUCGCUGAAGACGCAAGAAAAAAAGAAUUGGAAGGCAGUAAACAGAAAAAAGAAGCAUUAAGCACUAAACCAUCGGCCAACUCCGAGAGAGACGGGCUUGAGGAACAAAAAUCAAAUCCGAACGAGAAUGCAGCCAAUAUCACAAGAUCAACACAAGUUGUGCCGAACAAUUCUGUUCCAAGUACGCAUGCUAAGGGUGAAAAAGAUGAAGUUGCUGAGGUUGGCCAGUCUAAAGCCUCUAUGCAGGACAAGAGUGCAGCUAAAACAAAGAAGCUGCUCGCCAGACUAAGCAAUAGCAAGACAGAAAGGCAGAAUCGUGAGGAGUUUUGGGAAGAGCUGAAUGAUAAACUUCGUAGAACAAAAAAAAAAAAUCGAAGAAUCCGAAGCAUUGAAUAGGUCCCGGUCAAAUAAUCAAGGAAUUGAAGACGCAAACGCUUCGAAAGUACCGGCAAAUAGCAACGGUGACAAUAGGCAGGAUUCGGAUUCGAACGAAGAAUUUCAUUCGACCACUGAAAGCUUUGGAACAAGUGAUAAACAUGGCACUGCAGAAAAUGAUCAAUCACGUCAACCGGUUGUGCAAGAUACAUCUGAUGCUGCGAAGUCCCCAAGACCGGAUAAUAGCUUGCCUGUCAAGAACGAGAGAAGACUACCACCAUUGGGUAGUUUUGCCAUCAAUAAAACUGAGGAGCAACAAAAUAAGCCUUUGAAAACGACAAGCGACGAGCCGCAUGAUAGAUCCCUCGCGCUUAUGCCUGUCUAUGCCGACAAAGCUCGAAGUGAUGUACCCAAAGAUGAGCACAAUUACCAUCGGCCAACUGGCAAUGGCAGGCAGCAAGAUCGGAGCAGAGCCGUUAAAAAUGAUACUGCGAAAAAUGAAUCAUCAAAAGCUGAUGGUAAUAAAUCUCCACAAGCUGACAAUCCAAAAAAGGACUUAAAACCCUCCUCCAAAAGAAAUUAUGGGCUCGUUGUGUUCUUUGUUGUGGGUUGUGCCAUUUGCCUAGCAGUCGG
Molecule: messenger RNA, 1947 nt
Organism: Vavraia culicis subsp. floridensis
Lineage: Eukaryota; Fungi; Microsporidia; Pleistophoridae
Exons: 1
Coding region: 1-1335 (444 amino acids)
Source: RefSeq, a predicted model, not a curated record